AUGAACUUGAGCAAAGAUGCAUUCGAUGGCCAUAGCCAACUUGGUUUUGGGGUCUAUUUACUAAAGGAUUGUUAUAAACAAGUAUAUACAGCAUUGUCAUUGGGCAUACGAUUGAUUGACAGUGCAAUAAGUUAUCGUAACGAACGAGAAUGUGAACGUGCAAUUCAAGAUUUUUGUAGGAACAGCCUAGACGUAAAACGAGAUGAAAUUAUAUUAGUCACAAAGAUUCCUGACUCCAUGCAAGGGUUUGAAAGAACUUGGAAGGCGAUUCUUCAAUCUUUACGGCGUGUGGACCGGCCUUUUUUGGAUAUGGUUUUAAUACAUUCUCCCAAAUGGCCUGAGCGACGUCUGGAAUCUUGGCGAGCGCUAGUUGAAUUGAAGAAAGAAGGAAUUGUUCGAGAAAUUGGUGUUUCCAACUAUAACGUUCACCAUUUGGAAGAAAUAGUUGCUUCCAAACUUCCUCUCCCAGCGGUAAAUCAAAUUGAGUUAUCGGCGUUCAAUAGCAGAAUAGAAAUACAAGAAUACUGUUCGAAUCAUGGAAUUUCUCUUAUGGCAUUUUCGCCUCUUACUAUCGGGCAACGCCUUGACGAUGUUCGUCUCUUGGAUUUGGCAGCCAAAUAUAAGAGGACACCAUCGCAGAUUCUUCUGCGCUACUGCUUGGAACGGAAUAUAUCACCAAUCUUUAAAAGUGAAAAAUUAGACCGUAUUCACGAAAAUGCUGGUUGCAUGGACUUCCAAAUGAAUUCCCAAGACUUAGCAUGGAUGACUACCUGGGAUGAGGAAUUUGUUAGCAAACCCUCAUGGAAUCCAAUUAUUCUUCCUUAA
Schizosaccharomyces osmophilus is the source of this 825-nucleotide messenger RNA. Its product is annotated as xylose and arabinose reductase. Lineage: Eukaryota; Fungi; Ascomycota; Schizosaccharomycetes; Schizosaccharomycetales; Schizosaccharomycetaceae. Gene Ontology annotation, molecular function: oxidoreductase activity. The transcript has a single exon. The record is from RefSeq and is a predicted model, not a curated record. The coding region runs from base 1 to 825 and encodes 274 amino acids.